Molecule: messenger RNA, 2626 nt
Organism: Prunus mume (Japanese apricot)
Lineage: Eukaryota; Viridiplantae; Streptophyta; Magnoliopsida; Rosales; Rosaceae
Source: RefSeq, a predicted model, not a curated record
CUCAGACCUUUACAUAAACAGACGUUACUCUUGGAUUAGUUCCUAGAGUUGCAGACACAACUCUAGACUUCUAAAGAGAUACAACUCUUCCUAAACAUAGCUCUUCUCAAGAGACACAACUCUACUUAUAGAAUGAAAAAUGAAAAAUUGUUUUAAAGAUAUAUUUUCUGGGAGCAUUUUGUUCUUUCUCAUAUUCUUCUACUCUAUUUCGAUUUCUUUAACUAAAAUUUGACCACCACAUGUUUAAAGGUUACUAAGGGCAUGUUUGGCAGUGAUGUAAAAGAUCUCAAAGUGCUUUAACAACGUUAAGUAUUUUUCUGAGUUCAUAUGAAGUUUUGGGCUCUCUUUGGGAAUACGGUCUUGCAUUUUGUUUAAUUAUGUCAAUAAGUUGAUGAUUGCCUGAAGUGAUGAAGCAGAUGAAUUUUCUUCUCCUGUCAACACAAGGUUCUACAUCUUUUGCUGUGACCAACAAGGAGGACCAUGACAGAAGUGGAAUCUGCACAUGGGUCAUUUGUGAGCAAGGCUACAGGUCAUCCAUUGCCACCACCAGACCACGGGAGUUAUCGUCAACCUCAAAAUUUACAACCCAUACCGGCAAUACCACCCAAACUUAGUAAAUGGGAUCAAAGUGCUCCAGCUCAAGUACAUACAAAUGUAUUCACUGAAGUAUUAAGAAAAGAUCAACAGGAUGCUACAAAGAUACUAGCGUUGACAAACACCAACCUAGUUCCCUAUGUCAUCCUACAUCUUGCUGCUCUCAGUGGUGACUGGGAUAUUGCUAGAAACUUCUUGCAAUUAAAGCCACAAGCUGUAAGGGCUAAGAUCACAAAGGGUUCAGAAACUGCUCUUCAUAUUGCAGCUGGGGCCAAACGUACAAUAUUUGUUGAAGAGCUAGUUAAAUGGAUGACAUCAAAUGACCUCGAAUUGAAGAAUGAUGUGGGAAACACUGCUCUUCAUUUUGCUGCUGUAUCUGGUAUCAAAAGAAUCGCUGAGGUAAUGGUGGACAAGAAUCCAACACUACCUCAGAUCCGAGGUAUCAAAGAUUUAACACCUCUCCAUAUGGCCACCUUGCUUGGGCACAGGGAGAUUGUUUGGUAUCUAUACGAUAAGACAAUUUUGAUGGACCGUGACCAUAUGAGGCUUCUUAUUUCUGCCAUAACAGCAGAUCUUUAUGAUGUAGCACUGGAUAUAAUUCAAAAGAACCCUCAGAUUGCUUUUGCUCGAGAUGAAAAUGGAGAGACUCCACUUCAUGUAAUGGCUCGAAAGCCUUCAGCAUGUUAUAGUGGAAGUCAGCUGGGAUUCUGGCAACGAUGCAAAGGUUCAUUACUCCCCCAUACAAAGGCUCCUUACGGAAAAAAGUUAAUGCAUAUGCAAGCCACUCAACUUGUGAAGCAGCUCUGGGAGAAAAUUCUGACCUUAAACAGUGACUCUGCGAUAAGUGAUUUAAUUAGAACGCCUUCCAGCUUAUUGUUUACUGCUGCAGAGUUGGGCAAUAUUGACUUUCUGAUCAUACUUCUGAGGUCAUACCCUGGUCUUAUUUGGCAUGUUGAUGAACAGAAUCGAAGCAUAUUCCACACUGCAGUGAUUCACCGACAGGAGAAAGUUUUCAAUCUCAUUUAUGAAUUAGGUGGUCUAAAAGAAUUAAUAGCUUCUGAUAAAGAUAACGACAAUAAUAACAUGCUUCAUUUGGCCGCAAAACUUGCACCUGCAAUUCGACUAAAUGAUGAUACCGGGGCGGCUUUGAAGUUGAGAAGAGAGUUGCUUUGGUUUAAGGAAGUGGAGAAAAUCGUCCAGCCAUUGUAUAAAGAAAUGAGGAACUCCAUUGGGAAAACACCUCAAAUUCUAUUCACUGAGGAGCACAAGGAAUUAUUACGAGAAGGAGAAGUGUGGAUGAAGGGCACUGCAUCGUCAUGCAUGGUUGUUGCAACGCUCAUUGCAACUGUAAUGUUUGCUGCUUUCUCCACUGUCCCAGGUGGCAACAACAAUGACACUGGUAUUCCCAUAUUCCUUCAAUCAAGGGCCUUCAUCGUUUUUGCCAUAUCCGAUGCUGUUUCGCUCAUCUCCUCUGCGGCUUCCAUCUUGAGCUUUCUGUCCAUUCUGACGUCACGCUAUGCUGAAGGAGAUUUCCUCCAUUCGUUACCCAACAGAUUGAUCGUAGGGCUUGCAACUCUAUUCAUCUCCAUAACUGCCAUGAUGAUCACAUUCGUUGCCACAGUAUUUAUUGUUCUUGGCUCCGAAUUUCAUGGCAUAAAAGUCCCAAUUGCUUUGGUUGCUGGCGUCCCAGUUGGUUUCUAUGCCUUGCUACAAUUUCCCCUUCUUGCAGAUAUGGUCAGUCAUGCUUACAUUUCAAGAGUAUCUUUUCGUCCAAGCAACAAUCUUUUGCACUAGUUUCCAUGAUUAAAUUAGUGACAGCACUAAUUUAUUCAUUGCAUUUGUCUUAAUUUGUGUUUUUAUUUUUACAACUAUGAACCGAAAUUUAUGUUUUGCAUUGUAAAAUUUUUAAGUUGUACAAGGACUGUAUCAAAGAAAAGUAAAUCGACGAAUCACUUAUUAGAAGAAGCAUGGGAGGUGCUCAUGCUUCUUCUAAGACUUAUUUAGAAUUACUCCCGAACAAGCUCAUAAUCAC